Messenger RNA from Polychytrium aggregatum, 1964 nucleotides. RefSeq lists its product as uncharacterized. The record is from RefSeq and is a predicted model, not a curated record. The transcript has 3 exons. Gene Ontology annotation, molecular function: monoatomic ion channel activity. NCBI's taxonomy places the organism in Eukaryota, Fungi, Chytridiomycota, Chytridiomycetes, Polychytriales. Gene Ontology annotation, biological process: calcium ion import across plasma membrane. Gene Ontology annotation, cellular component: membrane. The coding region runs from base 228 to 1910 and encodes 560 amino acids.
AAGGAUACUUUUGGCUCCGGUUUAUCAUCCAGUUGAUCUUCACGCUCUCGCACAUUGGAUUUUCGGCAUACUUUUUCAUCCAAGUCGUCAAUUACAACCUUAGUCCCGGGACAUCCGAGUACAACUCGAUCUUCUAUUCAUCCUGGGUUGUCCUCUUUGGGUCCUUGUUCUUCCUCUUUCAAGAGUUUCGCGAGUUUCUCGACACACCAGACCGAUACAUCAGCUCCAUGUCAAACGCGGUCGACAUCGGAAUCCACCUCGUCACCAUCAUAAUCGUGCUACAGUCUGUGUGGCUUCAGCAAUCGGUGCCGCCGCUCCUAAUGUCGAUCGUGCUUGUUCUAUAUGCCACACGGGUGAUGCUGCAUCUGCGCAUUAUUCCCAGUGUGGGACCACUGGUUCGGAUAUGGGUCAGCGCAUCCGUCAACAUUCUUCCCAUCUUGAUUCCAAUGGCAGUAGUCAUCACAAGCUUUGCGGGCGGAUUCUAUAUCGUUGAGCGAGGGCUAUCCAAUACCGGUAUUCCUCCAUCGGUGCAUUUCUCUGACGCAGCGACAACAUUCCAGAGCGUGAUGACUAUGGCCUCGUGGGACUAUUCAGUUCUCGAAAACUCAUCCAACCCACAAGUAUUUACGCUAAGAAUGAUGUUCCAUGUUGUAUUUAUCAUUUUCCUGAUCAAUGUCAUCAUUGCCUUGAUGACCGUCAACGUUGCAGACAUUCACGCCAACACAACGGCCGCUUGGCUGAUGGAGAUUUCCGAUCUCAUGGUCGAGUUGGAUCUCCUCUGGCCAUUCCCUGUUCGAUACGAGCUCAGAUCGGAGAGCGAUAGAUAUAUGGAUGAGAAGUUGGAAAGUCAGUCCCGCCGUCCCAGCGAAGUGUCGAAUUUUGUUUUUAACAGCAACUCGAAGCCUACAUUCCUUGGUCGACUGCUCGAGCUGUGGGCAAAGGUAUCUGGAUCGCUUCGCAAAUCACACGAGCUCAUGGCCAAGGACGAUCCCCAGACAAAAUCUGUCCUUUUGUAUACCUGGCCGGCGGAAGAGGUUCGGAAAACGCAGUGGUGGGAAGCCGACAUUGCCGACGGCGAUCGCAAGCGGCAAAAGAGCAACUCAACCCAGCCUGCCGGUGGAGCUGGGCCGAACUGGACCAGUACCAUAGCCAGCGUUUUGGGCGUGCAAGAUCGGCAGCAGGCUCGAACUUUGCCUGGGGGUGGACGGGCAUCAAUUGUCAAGCUUGGAGAAAAAUCAGCCCUUCCGCGAUGUGACGAAGAUGAGGAGGCCUCAGAGGCUAUCAAUCUAGGAUUUAUAACAAACGAAGAGCUGGCAACGAGCUCCGAAUCGCUUCGAGCGCCAUUAUUGCACAAUGCCAAGUCUACAAACUUUUCGCGCACCGGUACCGUGGACUCUGCGCCGACAAACCAAGGCUCAGGUUUCCCCGCCGCACCCGUCGUCCCUGCUGUUACAUUUGGAACAACCCAGCCCCCACCGCAACGUAUGGGUCGUCGAAUGUCGAGAGCUGCUCUGGAUCCUGGAAUAAUCGAUGAGCGGCACAUUUCUAUAAUGUCGUCGAUGACAAAUCAAAACGACUUUCGAGAACUUGACGCCAAUGUCGACAAGCUCAAGAAAGAGUUUGGGAGCCAGCUUAGCGACAUCAAGAGUCUCAUUUCCGAGCUUGACAAGCAGUUCAAAAGCGAGGCUCGGACUCAAAAGGAGAAUGUCAAAAUUAUGAACGAGCUUUUGGAAUUUGAGCGGAAAGAUCGGGGCAUGGCGUUAUCCAAAAUCGAAGAGGACGUUCAAAAAAUGACCUCGAUCAUUCUGUCUGCAAAGGAGGACGAGGUAAACUCUGGAAAGCUGUUCAAGGUCUUCGGGAAGCGAGGAUCGACCAAAACACCAGCCGAUAGCACUGGGUAUCCAUCGUAGCCGAUGGCAACUGUAAAACACUUGGGCGAAUAUAGUCUCCCUCCCCCGACAAAA